AUCACAUGUCAUAUACAGUGUUGUGCCUGGUUCUAGUGGGAUUAAGUGAAAGGGGGUUCUGUUACUCCGGUGAUAGGCGUUCUAAAGUGUGCUGGAACUGGGGAUUUCAACAGAUCUAGAGCUCUGACUACAUGGGACUUUUGAUAAUAAUUUGUUCAAAUAGCUUUAUGCUUUUAUUGAGUGUGUUUUAAAUCAUGAUAAGUCACUGAACGUACUGUAUGAUUUUAUGUUUGAAGCAUCCUUGGCUUUAGAAAUCUGAAUUCAGAUACUCUUUCAAGUUUUAUUAUCUGAAAUUAAGGGAGACAGUGUUUCUCAUUUAUUGUUGACAGGCCUUUUAUCACAUUGACAAUCUAGAUGUCUGGGAUAGUAACAUUCUCAAAAACAUUUCUCUUCAGUUUCGCACUGUAGGAUAGUUGGUAUGUUUCCAGCAAGUUUGAAUAUGUGGUACAGCAGCACAGUGUUAAAGUGUUCUGAUUUCUCCAGAUUUGGAGCAUCAACCGUCAUCAUUGCAGUAUCUCUACUGGAAUGUAGUUUAUCUGAUUAGUGUGAUUGGCUUCAAAGUUUUAGUAACAAGUUCUUCAUACACAGUAGGAACUGGAGAUAGUUUUCUUGGAUAGUUGAGCCUUUAGGGCAUUUCUGGUGUCUAUUAGUGUUGUGGAAUAUCUUACUUUCUGGCCUGUUUCUGAUUAUAGGCUGUUUCUGAGAUGUGUUAUUCUAGCUCAAUAAAGAGGUUACUACAAGAAGUAAUUGUUUGUCUUUGAUGGAUUUAACUGUGAUUGAAGUUAUCUUGCAGGAAAUUACAAAGCUGUGAUUGACUUCAAUUGGAUUACAAAAAAAACAAGAUUUCCAGUAUUGAUUGCAUGUCAGAAGUUUCAAGAAAAUUGAAAUUUGAUAAAAUUGCAAUGUAAUUUGAAGACUUCACUUCAAUGUGGUCAAUGACAAUACAAUUUGGCGAUGUGAUGUAUUUACUAUUGAAUGGGAUUAACAAAAUGUGCAAAUGAUGGAUUAACCCCUAAAGGAUGACUUAGCGAGUCCUACCAUGCUCAUUUACCUUGUGGGGCAAAAUGGGAAGUCAGAAGAUGAGCCAGAAGGGUCUGUGACCUCGGAGAUGGGGUCUCAGGGGGGUCAGGUAGGGGCCCAGGCGGGGCCUCCCUCCCCCCAGGGUAGGGCAAGAGCCCUAGGGCUGAAGGUGGACUCUCACUGGGUUGAAGACGUGCAGGAACAACGAGCUUGUACCUUUAGCAGUUUUGGCAAGCGAACUCCAGGAUGUGCACGCCGUGCCAGCGAGUGUCUGAUCCUAGAGCCCUCCGAGAUGAUUGUGAUUGACUACCCGGAUGUCCAGGUAAUGAAGCCCGGAGCCCGCGUCGGGCCUUGUAGCAACAUGAGUCUGGACCGCCUGCCCAGUUAUGACCCCGCAGACGAUAUACGCAUGAGGCGUAUGAACUCUGACACCUCAGGAUUUUCUGAACAGACAAUCCCAGAUAUUCAGAUUGGGUUCAACGGGCGUGACAUGUACAGUAACAACCAGUUCAAGCGGUGCUCACGUGCUAGUGACACGUCUAGUGCGUACUCCGGGUCAGACAUGAUGCAGUCAUCGCUAGAUGACGGAGAAGAGCUCCCCCCAAACCUCCAGGAAAGCGUAGUUGAUCAGGAUUCUGAUGAUGAGGAGGGGUUUGGAGAAUCGACAGAGUCCCUACCAGUGCGAGAUGCUGUGCGUGAAUGCUUGGAGAAAGAUCCAUCGGAAAGGAAAGAUGAUGACAUAGAAAUUCUGCUGGACUUUAUGCAGCAUUUUAGGGCAUUUGCCAACAUGACCUUGGCCACACGUAGAGCCCUGUGCGCAGUGAUGGUGUUUGCUGUUGUUGAGAAGGCAGGAACGAUCGUUAUGAAGGACGGGGAAGAGCUGGACUCGUGGUCUGUCAUUCUCAACGGUCAAGUUGCCAUAGAGAUGGAUGAGGGAUCGAAAAUACUCGCUCUUGGAGAUAGUUUUGACUCCAAAAAUAUCACUAACAAGAGUUUUGGUAUCACACCCACUAUGGAGAAAUUAUACCACAAGGGAACAAUGCACACAAUUGUCGAUGAUUGUCAGUUUGUGUGCAUCGCUCAGUCCGAUUACUACGGAAUUCUACACCAGGGAGAAGAGAACACGAGACGGCAUUACCAGGACGGUCAGUUGACACUCGUUACGGAACUGCGCGUGUUUGAUGGCGGAAAUAGGCGGGGCCACAUAGUCAUCAGGGGCACACUAGACAGCCUUAUGAAGCAUCUAGUAGAAGACCACAGCUCUGUGGACCUGACAUACGUCGAGGACUUCCUUCUAACUUAUCGAACGUUUCUCCCUGCCCCCACCCACCUCACUGCAAGACUUCUCGAAUGGUUUGGUGACCCUAAAUUAAGGGCAAAGGUCACGAGAGUCGUGUUGUUAUGGGUCAAUGACCACUUCAAUGACUUCGAGACAAACGCAGACAUGAGCGAGUUUCUAGAACAUUUUGAGGAGCUUAUGGAAGAAGAGCGAGACUUGGAUAAGUGCACAAGGGCUCAAAUGAAGGGUCAGUUGAGGUUACUGAACCUAGCAUGUGCGAGUAAAGCGCGGCCAAGAACAGUCACUCUUACAAGAGCAACUCGAGACGAGGUCCUCUAUUUUCAAAUCCUUGGCGGUUUAGAACGAGGCUGUGGAAUCUUUAUAAAGAAGGUGGAAAAAGGCUCAAAAGCCUACGAGGCUGGUCUCAAACGUGGUGAUCAGAUAUUGGAAGUGAAUGGACAAAAUAUGACAAACAUUUCACACAGUAAAGCUUUGGAGCUUUUACGAAAAACCACUCAUUUAUCAAUAACAGUGAAAUCAAACUUAGCCGAGUUUAAGGAAAUGUUAGAUAAUGACGAAAAAAGUGCUAUGAUGAGAAGACAGGAGUUUCAGCAAACAAAUAACAAACAGAGACUAUCAGCUCCUGAUUUGGAACAAGUGUUACUACCGCCGUCACCAAGUAGUGAUUCAGGUUCAGGGAAAAAACAGAAGAAGAAAGAUAAGAGUUUCAUGAACACCAUAGCCAGUAGUAAGCCGAGGUUCCGCAUUGCGCUACGCAAUCUCAUACCUCGAAACAUGAGCACAAGCAGCAUGAACGCAGAUCCAGUAAUCAACCACUCAGAUGAGAACCUGUCUGUCCAUCUCUCUCGUAAAUCUUCAACAUCCUCCGGCUCAUCAAAUCCUGGACUGACCAACCACUUCUCGGCCAGUAACCCCGAUUUAUCGUCAUUCUCGUAUCUCUCCGUCGACGAUAAGGCAGACAGUUUUCCAGAGCAUGUUGUGAAAGUGUUUAGAUCUGAUCAGUCUUUUAAGUACCUUCUCAUACACAAGGAAACUACAGCAAAGGAAGUAGUGAUGUUGUCGUUGCGAGAGUUUGGUGUAACAGACUCUAGCAGUAACUACUCACUAUGUGAGGUAACAGUUGAGUCCGAGGGCUUCAUCAAACAGAAGCGUCUACCCGACACGUUACAAAAUCUUCCGGAUAGGCUUACGCUCAAUGGCAGGGAAAGGACUGGCUAUGUUAAUGCGAGGAGACCUCUACCCUGUGUACUCAGGUAUUACUUAAAGAACAACUUGAGCACAGAGCCGCUCGUGCCUGACGAACUGAUGGGUGAUCUGAAGAAGGAGGCGCAGAUAAGCCUUACACAGCUCAACCCAUGUGAAGUGGCCUCACAGCUGACGUUAGAGGAUUUUAAGGUGUUCAAGGAAAUUCAGCCCGCAGAAUACAUUGACGAAAUCUUCAAACUGAAGUCCAAAUAUGGUGCUCCAAAUCUCAAGAAGUUUUCAGAUCUGGCCAACAAGGAGAUGUUCUGGGUUGUCACAGAGAUCUGUUCAGAAAGCAAUCUAGUCAAACGCAUGAAAAUCGUCAAACAUUUCAUCAAAAUUGCAAGGCAUUGUAAAGAGUGUAAGAACUUCAACUCGAUGUUUGCCAUAGUGAGCGGUCUAAGCCAUUCAUCUGUGUCUCGACUUCACAAUACCUGGGAAAAGGUGCCUAACAAAUACAGGAAAAUGUUUGAGAGCCUGGAAGAGUUGAUGGACCCGUCCCGGAACAUGUCCAAGUACCGGAACCUCCUCUCCAGUCCCUUUGUUCAACCACCUAUGUUGCCAUUCUUCCCAGUUGUUAACAAGGAUCUGACGUUUAUAGAUCUCGGUAAUGACUCGAAAGUGGAAGGUCUGGUCAAUUUUGAGAAACUACGCAUGGUUGCAAAAGAAGUGAGGCACAUGUGUAACAUGUGUCCACCUCAGAUAGAUUUAAACACGAUUUUCAACUCUCAAAGACAAGAAGACACUUCAGCAAUAUUUGGUGUAGCAACUAUGAAACGGGCAAAAAAUCGGCGAGCAUCAACGGUGCCGAAUGCUCGGAAAAUGUACGAAGAGGCUCAGAUGACGCGGAGGGUUAAGUCGUACCUUAGUAACCUGCCAAACAUCCGGGAUGAAGAAAAAUUGGCAGAGAUGUGUAACACAUGUGAACCACAACAAGCUAAAAAACCGGAAUCUUCACCAAACCUCAGUGCCAGUUCUAGCAAUGUGAACAGUGAGGAGAAGAAGCCUGCCUACACGGUCACAGGACCUAAAUUUGGUGCUGCAAACGUAGAAAACACAAGAAAGCUUAUGGCCCUCAGCGGAAAAGUGAAAACCCACGAUUCUAAAAACCCUCUAACCUCUAUAACUAGUCCAAACCUAUCUGGCGUAAGACGUCAACCAAUGUCACCUCGACAUUCCCGACCGCCGGUAUUACUGACGUCAGAAUCCUCGUCGGUUGUCAGCCUUAGCAAUAUAGCACAUAGGAAACCUAGUCGCACUGGUUCACUAAACUCCACAGAGUCUCAAUCACCCACAGCCAGCAUCAAGAGCAGCAGUAGUGCUCCCUGCCAGUACGAGUCUGACUCGAGUCACGCGAGCACCUCUACGUACGAUAACCACAGCACGUGUUCAUUACCAAGCAACAGCUCGCCCGCGUUGUCACGGAAAUCUUCAACCUCCUCUGGCAACCAUAUCUCGUCACAUGCUCAGCAACAGCAUCAUUACCCCAACCACCCUCCUCCACAGUCAGCAGGUGCCCCUUCGUUGCCCGGGCUACCACAGCAGCGACCCCCGCUACCUCCUUAUCACGUUGUGAUGCAGAACGCCCAAGGUACUUGUGCUAACAGUCAGUACAUCCAUACUGCAUAUACAAACGUCCGUCGCCCCCCUCUGCCUGAUUACCAGUCGGCCACCUAUAUGGCCAAAGUUGCCCGCCAGAGGUCAGCCAAUACUGAGUGGUCUACAAAUAACAAGUAUUACUCGGAGGAUGAUUUUGACCCCUCACAGCAGGGCAUCAAUGACGAAAAUGAAGAGGAAAUAGUCUCUGCUGUGUGAACGGUAUUAUGGCAAAACUGGGAAAAGGGAGACAAUCGAAGCGCAUCUGUGAUAGCUGGUUGACAGCAUGGAAAUUAUAGCCUCCUUGGAGAUGAAUUAAACCAGAGUUACUUCCCUUGCAAAGUACACAAAGAAGGGACUGAAGUUAGACAUGGGGAAUGGCUUCCCCUUGGAAAGAACAGGAAUUGCCUCCCUUGGGGUCUUAAAUUAUCUGCCUAGAGAAUUGUAGUUACCUUCCUUGGGACUGCUGCUGUUGAAGUGUGCGAAGUUGAUUAAUUGCCAAUAUAAAGCUAUUCAAGUUGCCAGUUUUAGGUAUUUUUGAAGUUGCCAAUAUUAGACAAUUCCAAAAUUGCCAACUUGAGGCAUGGAUGUAAUUGCCAACUGUCAAUAUAAUGUAUUUGAAAUGUGCAGAAUGUGCAAGGAGUACAGAUCUGAAGCAAUGAAUACUCUAUAUUUAAGAUGGGAAAGUUUGAAAUGGUUGAUCUGUGAAUGAUAAACCAAGACUGUAUGAAACAAUGCGUUUUGCAUUUUACAUUUAUACAUAUAUCUACCAUAUGUUUUAUAAUACACAUUCUCCGUUGGACUGACAUAAUGCAGAGAUUUGGGAGAAAAUAUAAAAGGUGCAAUAUGUGUUACUUCAUUACAUUAUUUGUAAUGGUAUAAUAUGUGGUCUGAUACUGUUGUUGAAUUUCGAUGUUACCAUUUGUAAAACAUGCAUAAGGUAUUUGUAAUACAAAAACAGGUUUUGUCAAUUAUAACCUGAAAUAGUGCCCUUGACUUGAUGUCUUGAAACUUACAUUUGCAGAUAUUAUAGUUAAUAUUACAUGUAAUUAUUAUAUGCGUUUUAGUACAGCUGACUUAGGAUUAACCAGAAUGUGAUAAGUAAUGAUCGUUGCAAAAUCAUCUGAAAUACUGAACUAUAACAUCACAGACAGAUAUUGUAUCAGUGUUUGUCAAAUUACACGUUUUAUGUUGAAAUUGGUUAAAAUGUACUCUUGUUCCACACAUGUAUAUGUAUCUACAUGUAUAAGGUAGACGGUAACGCUAUUAUGAAAUGUAAGCUACAAAUGAAAUAAUAUUCCACAACUUGAACCAGUAUUGCAAGAUUUCUAUAAGUCAUAGGAGUAUGAAGAAAUGAUUUGUAAAGUCAUAAUAUUUCAGAUUUUAGUAGUCUUUUUAUAAAACAUUAGUUUUAAAACAUAACUUAAUAAAUUUUGUACCAGUAUUUUGCAGUUUUGGAAAGUAAAAUAUUGAUGGUUUGUAGCGUGUUUGAAUGAUAAAAACACAGACAUGGUCCAGCGAAAUUUAUAAUGACAUUGUAGAUCAAUGAAUUUACUUGGGUGCCGUUUUUCAAAAAGAUCAUUUAAAAGGGAUUUUAAUUUAUUUUUUUGCAUGAUCUUGUAAAUUUAAAUCAAGAGAUUUUAUGAAAAAGAUAAAUCACAAUAUUCAGUCGUUUGUAUAUGUGUGUUCAUUUUAAGUUAUGAAUUUUAUUUGAUGCAGGCCAUUUGUUUAGUUUAUGCACAUUUUAUCACUUUGUAUAUAGAAAUUCUGAGAGAUUAUCAUUCUAUCGCUCAUUGUAUCAACCUGAAUAAAGAAAGAAAUACUGA
Molecule: messenger RNA, 6984 nt
Organism: Mya arenaria
Lineage: Eukaryota; Metazoa; Mollusca; Bivalvia; Myida; Myidae
Product: rap guanine nucleotide exchange factor 6-like
Exons: 29
Coding region: 1040-5377 (1445 amino acids)
Biological process (GO): positive regulation of GTPase activity; Ras protein signal transduction
Cellular component (GO): plasma membrane; apical plasma membrane
Molecular function (GO): guanyl-nucleotide exchange factor activity; protein binding
Source: RefSeq, a predicted model, not a curated record